Molecule: messenger RNA, 3935 nt
Organism: Salmo salar (Atlantic salmon)
Lineage: Eukaryota; Metazoa; Chordata; Actinopteri; Salmoniformes; Salmonidae
Source: RefSeq, a predicted model, not a curated record
UGAUAGAUAUUCGGAACAUGAUUGUGAAUCUACCCUGACUGUCAACCACCACCAACUUGUGUGUUUUACUCAUAACCAACUACGAAUUCCCUGUUGUGUUGUCACGCCCCGCCAACUUGGCAACAGGGAGGGAGGAUUCAGAUUGCGGAUCUUGGCUGGAUGUUUCGCAGGGGGAUAGCUAGCACGGAGAGGUGACAGUAACUUCAGCACCCACCCGGGGGUAAACAGCGACAAGGCCACCCAAGUGCGGCACACUAAUCGUUUUAGUCAGAACUAGGGAUGACUGUCGCUUUUCAGUUUUAACAGAGUUGUGGAUGUUUUUACAUAUUUUUGCCCUAUGAUUGUCACGGUAGUAAGGAGGAGGUGAAUUCUCGCAGCCGCCAUCUUUGGAAACUGAUUGGGAGGAGUGGAGAACUUCGUUGGCUGACUGGUUUAUUACCCAGCUAUUGACUCGAGUCAGUUUGUUGCGCCCUUCCCUGCCUUGUUGGACAUUUGCUCCCGUUAUUCUACCUGAACCUGGCCUCUGACAGAUGCCCAUGCUCCGGCUCCUCUGGCUCCUCCCCACUGGCAGAUGAGUUGUCAGCUGCUCUGGCAUAGAUCCAGCUGCGCUCCAACGGCCAGAUAGUCCUCUGGCCCCUGCCCCCGCCCUGCCGGGAGACAGAAAACUACAUUACCCAGCAUGCCCUCCACUGUGCGGGCGGGCAGUCUGAAGGACCCGGAUGUAGCCGAGCUGUUCUUCAAGGAAGACCCUGAGAAACUGUUCUCUGACCUCAGAGAGAUAGGUCAUGGCAGCUUUGGAGCAGUCUACUUUGCGCGGGAUGUGCGAACUACCGAGGUGGUGGCCAUCAAGAAGAUGUCCUACAGCGGGAAGCAGUCCAACGAGAAAUGGCAGGACAUUGUAAAAGAGGUGAAGUUUCUCCAGAGGAUUCAACAUCCCAACAGCAUAGAGUACAAGGGCUGCUACCUACGAGAACACACAGCAUGGCUGGUGAUGGAGUACUGUCUGGGCUCCGCUUCUGAUGUUCUAGAAGUUCAUAAAAAUCCCCUUCAGGAAAUGGAGAUCGCUGCCAUUACCCAUGGUGCUUUGCAGGGGUUGGCCUACCUUCACUCCCACAACAUGAUUCACAGAGACAUCAAGGCUGGUAACAUCCUCCUGACGGAGCCAGGGCAGGUCAAGCUAGCUGACUUUGGCUCCGCCUCCAUUGCUUCGCCAGCCAACUCCUUUGUGGGGACGCCAUAUUGGAUGGCCCCAGAAGUGAUCUUGGCCAUGGACGAGGGCCAGUAUGAUGGGAAGGUGGACGUCUGGUCCCUGGGGAUUACCUGUGUAGAACUAGCGGAGAGGAAGCCUCCUCUGUUCAAUAUGAACGCUAUGAGUGCCUUAUACCACAUAGCGCAGAAUGAGAGCCCUACGCUGCAGUCCAGCGACUGGACGGAUUACUUUAGAAACUUUGUUGAUUCCUGCCUUCAGAAAAUCCCCCAGGAUAGACCCAAAUCUGACCAUCUACUAAACCAUGCGUUUGUCCAACGAGAGCGUCCAGACUCUGUUCUGAUGGAUCUGAUCCUGAGGACCAAAGAGGCGGUCAGGGAGCUGGACAACCUGCAGUACCGUAAGAUGAAGAAGAUCCUGUUCCAGGAAGCUCACAACGGACCACAGGCUGAGACACAGGACGGAGACGAGGAGGUGGAGCACGGUGCAGGUCGUACAGACACAGUGAACAGUGUGGGCAGUAACCAGUCCAUCCCCAGUAUGUCUAUCAGCUCCCAGAGCAGCUCAGUCAACAGUCUGAAUGAAGCAGCACAGGACGACCGCAGUGAGCUGGACCUGAUGGAGGGAGACCACACGGUCAUGUCCAACAGCUCUGUCAUACACCUCAAACUGGAGGAAGAGGAGGGUUACCAUGGUGACCCAGAGGUGCAGGGCCAUCCCACUGAGACCCCGGUCGCUCAACCCCCAAGGAAACACUACAGAGAACGCAACAGAGAACACUUCGCUACCAUACGGACUGCCUCACUGGUGACUCGUGAGAUGCAGGAGCACGAGCAGGACAGUGAGCUGAGAGAGCAGAUGUCCGGCUAUAAGAGGAUGAGACGGCAGCACCAGAAGCAUCUGAUGGGUCUGGAGAACAAGCUGAAGGCUGAGAUGGAUGAGCAUCGACUCCGUCUGGACAAAGAGCUGGAGAGCCAGAGGAACAGCUUCGCCCAGGAGAUAGAGAAACUGGUCAAGAGACACCAGGCCGCUAUGGAGAAAGAUGCAAAGACAUUUAACAACGAUGAGAAGAAGUUCCAGCAGCACAUUCAGGUCCAGCAGAAGAAAGAACUCAGCAGCUUCCUGGAGUCUCAGAAACGAGAGUACAAACUUCGCAAGGAGCAGCUUAAAGAGGGACAGGCCCUACUUCGCGCCCCUCGUUCGAGCCCAGUGAGGGAAAGGAACAGGGAUGGAAGCAACACUGUUACAUUGACGCUGUUGACCCGGAUCACUCAGUUGGGCUAUGCCCGGCUGCUGGGGUUGCUGCGGAGACCAGGUCAAAGGAGGGAGUUGAGUGAGAACCAGUCGACCCCUAAGAAGGAGAAGCAGGAGUGGCUGUCCAAGCAGAAGGAGAACAUCCAGCACUUCCAGGCUGAGGAGGAAGCCAACUUGUUGAGGAGACAGCGGCAGUACCUGGAGCUGGAGUGUCGACGCUUCAAACGGAGGAUACUCAUAGCCAGGCACAACGUGGAGCAGGACCUGGCACGAGAGGAGUUGAAUAAGCGUCAGACCCAGAAGGACUUGGAGCAUGCCAUGCUGCUCAGACAUCACGAGUCCAUGCAGGAGCUGGAGUUCAGACAUCUGGGAACCAUCCAGAAGAUGAGGGCGGAGCUUAUCAGGACGCAGCACCAGACGGAACUGACCAAUCAGCUGGAGUACAACAAGAGGAGGGAGAGAGAGCUGAGACGCAAACACGUCAUGGAGGUCCGACAGCAGCCCAAGAGUUUAAAGUCUAAGGAGAUGCAGAUUAAGAAGCAGUUCCAGGACACGUGUAAGAUCCAGACCCGUCAGUACAAGGCCCUGAGGAACCACCUGUUGGAGAGCACUCCCAAGGCCGACCACAAGGCGGUGCUCAAGAGACUGAAGGAGGAGCAGACCAGGAAACUGGCCAUCCUGGCCGAGCAGUAUGACCACUCCAUCAACAACAUGCUGUCCACACAGGCUCUGCGAUUGGACGAGGCCCAGGAAGGGGAGUGUCAGGUACUGAGGAUGCAGCUGCAGCAGGAGUUGGAGCUGCUGAACGCCUACCAGAGUAAGAUCAAGAUGCAGACAGACGCCCAGCACGACAGAGAGAGGAAGGAUCUGGAGCAGAGAGUGUCGCUCCGCAGGGCUCUACUGGAACACAAGAUUGAGGAGGAGAUGCUGUCUCUGCAGAAAGAGCGUGUGGAGCGCAUCAGGUCCCUGUUGGAGCGCCAGGCCAGAGAGAUAGAGGCCUUUGACUCAGAGUCCAUGAGACUAGGCUUCAGCAACAUGGUCCUGUCUAACCUGCAGGGCUCUGGCUCAGACACACAGGGCAGCCCAGGGGGGUGGGGAGGAGGGGGGUCCGGACUGUCUCAUCAUGGUCACAGCCACCACCAGGGGGGGUCCAGCUCCCAGCAGCCGUGGGGUCACCCUGUGCUCGCUGGAGGCCCCCCUCCCUGGAGCCUGCACCAGCCCUCUGGAGGGGGGAGUCAGAGGGGGAGUGUGGGAGGGGUGGUGGGGGGGAGGAACAGCCCCCAGGCAACGAGGAGGGCGUCGACGUCAGGAGGGGGGCGGAGCGAACAGGCUAUGAGCAUGAGCGCCAGCAUCACCUCUCAGAUCUCCAACGGAUCACACCUGUCAUACACCUAGACACACACACACCUAGACACACACACACACACACCUAGACACACACACACACACACACACACACACCUAGACACACACA